AUGCUAGCACGAAACAGUUCGGGGUCGUCGUCCCAUGGCCACGAGCUUCCCGUGCUCACCCACACCAACUCCGCGUCGUGGGCCUUCACCAGCCAGGUGGACUCCAACCGGCUCCUUGUCUCAAGCUAUCUCUACAAGCGGUCCAGCAAGACCCACCAGUGGAAGAAAACGUGGGUGACGCUCCGCAAGUGCCAGCUCGGCUACUACAAGGACUCGUCCGAGCACAAGCCCAUCAAGGUCAUCAACAGAGCUGACCUCCUCUCCUUCAACGAGAUCCCUGACAACCACAAGUACCAUUUCGCCAUCUACACCAGCAAAAAGGUGAUCCACUUUCGGUGCGAGGACUCCAACGCAUUGCAUGCCUGGAAGCAUGCCUUGGGGGUGUUCUUCGAAGAAUCUGCCGACCUGUAUGUGGAGAAGUCUCCCCCCGAAAUGACCCUCUUGGGGCCUGUUGACCUUGAGUACUCAGGUCCCGAAGACAUGUACUUGUCUUCUGGGCUAUCGGACUCGCCCAUGCCUCACGACCAUAGCCACCAGUUCCAGCUUGCACAGCCCACCAUUGACGAAGAGGACGAAGACGACAUACGACGCAAGCCCCGCAGUGCCCAGGUACCGCCACCACCACUGGCAUCUUCAGAAUCGGAGCCUGACGAGUACUUGAUCGAGGAGGGGCACCUUCUCCGUCUUCGCAAGAGAUACAACCAGUGGAAACGACUUUACAUUGUGUUGACCUCGCGAGCGCUUUACUUCUACAAGAACGCUGGCGAUCAGAGCAAGCCCAUCAAGGUAAUCCCGGUGCUGGACCUCGUGGAUGUGAUCGAGCUUGAUCCCAUUUCUACCUCCAAAGUGUGGUGCCUACUCGUUAUCACACCGUUGAAGCGGUUGCGCUUCAAUGCCUCCAGCGAGGAAGAGAUGAUCCGUUGGCUCUCAGCAUUGAAAACGUUAAUAGCGCAGGGUAAACGCAUGGUGUAG
Molecule: messenger RNA, 972 nt
Organism: Suhomyces tanzawaensis NRRL Y-17324
Lineage: Eukaryota; Fungi; Ascomycota; Pichiomycetes; Serinales; Debaryomycetaceae
Exons: 1
Coding region: 1-972 (323 amino acids)
Source: RefSeq, a predicted model, not a curated record